AUGGAUCAGUCGACCACAAGAUGCCAUCAACUAUCGAGUAGAAGCAUAUCUCAACCCUAUCGAGUAGAUCUCAAGGUUGACCCGUGCCAUCAACUAUUGAGUAGAAACAUAUCUCAACCUUAUCGAGUAUUGACUAGAUCUCAACCCUUCUUUGACUGUGAAAAGGACAGACAGCAAUCAGGUGUUUCUGAUACCUGUGGAUGCUUGUGGAUGUAUUUGGCGGAUUUGCGGGCUUCAGAGGGAAGUUCUCACACGCACUACAACCCUUUUUAUGAUCCAUCAAAACAUGAAGGUCCACUGUUGCCGCCAGCAGCAGCUUUAGCUCCAACUCUGUGGCCUCAGUACCAUCUGCGGUGGGCUUGCCCAUUGGAAGCCCAAGCUGGAGAGCUUGAAGCUCAAUUUAGAAGCAUGGCUAAAAAAUUCUUUGAACUGCAGAAGGAAAAAGAAGUGGCGGAAAGGAAAGUGGAAGAAAUAACUGCAACCACAGAGUCCUUGGCAGCAGAGUUGCGAAAUGAGAAACACAACAGCAGCUUGGCCGUGGAUUUAGCAAAGAGAGCCAGCAAGGAAACUGCAUCCAUAAAGCGGGCAAUACAAUCACUGGGGUGCAAGGUUUACUUCUCAGGGGAUGGCAACUGCACUGUAGACAUUGAAAGCAACCCAGCAGAUAUUCCUCAGAAACUAAUGUAUUCUCCUUCCAAAAUAGCAUCUGAUGGUUCUGUGCAGAAUGAUGAGCAAUCAGAUGUCUCUGUCUCUGUUACUCUUAUGGCAGAUGAUGAUGUCUCUAACAAUCCAAUUAGUCGGGUGUGUGAAACUCUAUGCCCAUUACGCACCAGAGAUGGAGGAUGUAGGUGGCCUGAUGCUGGUUGCGCCCAAUUUGGCAGCCAAUUUGUUGGACUAAAGGCAAACUUUGAUGCAUUUGAUCAGCUUUCUAUAUAUGAUAGCUACUUCGAAUCCAAGUAAAAACACUAAAUUUUGGGCUAAUCCUGAUGUAUAGCACCAACUUUUGGCCAUUCUAUCCAGCUGAGGAUCUUUCUAAGGAAGGGCAUCAGAUGGAAUUUUGUAGGCAAUGGUCUUGUUGGGAGAAAGUUUCAACUUAUAAAUUAACAGAUCAUACGAUAUGAAGGGAUGGCGCACGAAGAUGGAGCCCCAUAUUUGAGAUGGAUCUCGGGACUGGCCCUACUGAUAGAAUAAAGAGUUAGCUGUGAACCUUUGCAUUUUCGGGAUAUUUGCCGAGGAAGUAACCAGGAAAGCUCAAUAAUGAUACACAUGAAGUGAUGCAUUUUGAGGUGGUCCAGGUUCUAAGACAUUGUCUUCAGGCGUUUCUGUUAUACAUCGGCGCACAUCCAUCCGUGUCGGUAAAAUUAGCUUGUGUACAGAUUGUUAACAAGUGUAUCAUUGUUUCAUAUUUAACCUGCUAGCAUUCUUGUAAGCCAGCUCAUUGUUAUUAAUAAAUUUACGUUUUUAGUGCAACUAACUUUCCUUAAAUUCACAUUCGAAUGUGAAUCAUAUGAAUUAUUU
Messenger RNA from Ilex paraguariensis (yerba mate), 1518 nucleotides. Lineage: Eukaryota; Viridiplantae; Streptophyta; Magnoliopsida; Aquifoliales; Aquifoliaceae. The record is from the annotation of a GenBank genome assembly.